AUGUUGAUUCGAGUGACCGCGAUUCUUCUUUUUUUCAUCAAACGAGUGAAAGGAGUUUCAAAGGAUCUAUAUCCUUUCUCUUCUGCAUCAGCACUUCAAGAAGCUCGUGAACGUUUAAUCGCGAAUGUACAAUCGCAUCAUUUUUCUCAGGAAAUUGCCGAUUUGCAUGGGCGGAAUAGGGUAUCGUCAUCGAGUUGCCUCGUGUCUUUGUCUCCUUUCUUAGAUAACAACGGAUUGUUAAGACUGGGAGGUAGAUUGAAGCAUGCUGAUCUGGAUUUUAAUGAAAGGUGUCCUAUUAUUAUGCCAUUUGAUUCACCUUUGACUUCUCUUAUAGUCUUAAACGGACAUCAUUUUAUGCUGCACGGAGGAACCCAAUUAACUCUCUCUUAUUUGCGAAGGACAUAUUGGAUCCUUAAGGGACGAAUGGCGGUAAAAAAGGUCCUUAGUCGUUGUGUCAUUUGCGCUCGUUUUCGUGCAAAGACCUGUUCUCAAUUGAUGAGUCCCCUGCCUGCUCAACGUGUCACUCAACCUUCUCGCCCUUUCGCAGUAUCUGGUGUGGAUUAUGCUGGUCCUGUGUGGAUUCGAACUUCUAAAGGUCGUGGCAUUAGGGCCUCUAAAGGAUACCUUGUAAUUUUCGUUUGCUUUGCCACAAAGUCCGUACAUUUGGAAGUCUGUUCUGAUUACACUUCAGAAGGUUUCAUCGCUGCUUAUAAGAGAUUCUCAUCCAGAAGAGGUGUUUGUAGUUUGCUUCAUAGUGAUUGCGGUACGAAUUUCGUUGGGGCUGAUCGAGAGCUUCGUGAGCUAUUUAGGGAAUCUUCUUCUGUGUCUUUCGAAAUAUCUCGAUACUUGGCAAGCAAUGGAACUACAUGGCGAUUUAACCCCCCAGCUGCACCUCACUUUGGAGGAUUGUGGGAGGCUGCAGUUCGCUCGGUAAAACACCAUCUUCGACGUGUUAUAGGAGAAAUGACUCUUACUUUCGAGGAAUUGUCUACUUUUCUCUGCGAGGUUGAGGCCUGUCUCAACUCCCGUCCGCUUCAAGCCUUAUCUGACGAACCUAAUGAUCUGACUCCUCUUACCCCAAGUCAUUUUUUGAUUGGUUCUACGAUUUAUACCAUUCCUGAACCCUCAUAUUUUGAACACAAACUGAACUCUCUAAAUCGUUGGAGGUUGCUUUCGAAAAUGAAGUCCGAUUUUUGGUCGAGAUGGUCUUCCGAGUAUCUUCACGCUCUUCAAACUCGUCCGAAAUGGCACUUUGUUCGGUCCCCUGUUAAAAUUAAUGAUUUGGUGGUGAUUAAAAACGAGAAUCUUCCCCCUUCUAAGUGGGCUUUAGGUAGGGUUACAAAAGUACACGCCGGUAGGGAUGGUCUUGUUCGAACCGCUACGUUGAAAACCGCGUCAGGAAUGUUGACCCGACCCGUCGUCAAAUUAUGUAUUUUACCGAUUUGUGAUAAUUUGUAA
Molecule: messenger RNA, 1458 nt
Organism: Leptopilina heterotoma
Lineage: Eukaryota; Metazoa; Arthropoda; Insecta; Hymenoptera; Figitidae
Exons: 1
Coding region: 1-1458 (485 amino acids)
Biological process (GO): DNA integration
Molecular function (GO): nucleic acid binding
Source: RefSeq, a predicted model, not a curated record